ACCCAAGGAAAGAGCGGGAAAGUUCCUGUGAGGAGCUGUAGAGAAAGCAGACGCCAGCGGAACCUGGUGCUGAGCUUACAGAGCCCAGGGACCUGUGGCUCUUGGUCCGGCUCUGCCGUGAAAGCCAGUGGAGCCCUUGCGGGCCCGGUUCCAAAGCCGUGAUGCCUCAGCGGAGACGUAAAAUAAGAACAGCCGCCGGUGGGUCGAAACCAGAGAGAGCGGAGUCCGGCGGAGAGGCAGGUAGGCCCCACCAACCCAAAGAUGAGGAGAAAGUUUGUCCAGUUCAUAAAGGUGGACAGAGGGGUCGCCGAAGUGAGGGAGAACCGAGAGGGGCUCGAGCUGAGGGAGCAGAAAGGCCCUUGCGAGCCAGAGGGGAGAAACGAGAACGACCUAUCCGAGGUGAGGCCUCUGUUGAAAGCCAGAGUUCUGCCGGAGCUGAGGGAAGUGAGAGCCCUGUUCAAGCCAAGGGAAGAGAAAAGACUACUAAAGCGGAGGGAGGCGACUGGUCUCUUAGAGGCAAGGGAAAAGAAAGGCCUACUAAAGCUGAAGGAAUGGAGAAGCCUGUUCAGUCCAAGAUAGUAGUAGAGAAGCCUGAUAGAAUUCAGGGAGCAGAGAAACCUGCUCUGGCGGAGAAGCCUGGUCGAGGUGGGAAGGCGGCUCGCGGUGGGAGGCCUGAGACAAGUGGAAAGCCCAGAGAAACCGAGAGGCUUUUGGGGGAUGAGAAACCCACUCAAGUUGAGAAAGCCACUGGGGCCGAGAAAGCCACUGGGGCGGAGAAAACCAUUCGGGCAGAGAAAGGCACUCGGGCGGAGAAAACCCCCCGCGCCGAGAAACCCACCCGCGCCGAGAAAGCCACCAGCCCUGAGAAACCCACUAGUCCUGAGAAAGCCCCCCGCGCCGAGAAAGCCACCCGCGCCGAGAAAGUCCCCCGCGCCGAGAAAGCCACCAGCCCCGAGAAAACCACCAGCCCAGAGAAACCCACCAGCCCUGAGAAACCCACUAGGGCCCAGAAAGCCACUCGGGCCCAGAAAGCCGCUCGGGCUGAGAAAGGCACUCCAACUGAGAAACCGGCUGCGGCCGACAAACCCGCUCGUGCUGAGAAAACCGCUGGGGCCGAGAGACCCACUCGAGCAGAGAAACUCAUUGGGGCCGAGAAGCCCUCCCGACCUGAGAAACCUACCGGGGCCGAGAAGCCCUCCCGACCUGAGAAACCCACUGGUGCCGAGAAACCCACUCGAGGUGAAAAAUCCACUCGGGCUGAGAAACCCACCAAGGUCGGCCAACCCUCUGUGGCCAAGAGGCACUCCAAGGUGAGGGAACUUGUCAGUGAUGAGAGCCUGGAGUUCCAAGAAGAAGAGGGGUUCCCUCCAGCUCAGUUAGAGGAAUCUGAGGAUGAUGAUGAAAGAGAGCCACCAGAAGGGGAGAAUGAGGCAGAUGAAACUGGCUUUGAAGAACAAACUGAACAGUAUAGCUGGGCGAAGACAUCUCAUCUCAUAGUGCUGAUCGUCGUCUUGACAAUUAUCUCCGUUUUGCUGUUUAUCUACUGGAAUUUUCCUGAGCUUAGUGAAGAAGAAAAAGCAAGUCUGAAGUUUCCCAGAAACCUAGAUGAGUUGACAGCCUUAGCAAAACUUUUCGCCAAAUACAAGGACAACUUUUAUGUUUGUAAGAAACAUAAACGCUGAUUGGUUCCCGGGAAGCAGAUGAUGGUGGCGGAGGUUUUCCAGAAUCCGAAACCAUGAAGUAUGCAGUGGAGAAUGAUGAAAUUUCGAGAUGGGGAAGAGGAGUGUUGAAGAAACGUUUAAUAAAAGCAAUGUGCCUGGUGGAAAAAAAUUCGGAAAAUAGAGGGUUGAUGUUUAUUUAACUUUAACACUAAUUGUUAGUGUUAAGUAAUAAGUCUCCCUCCUCAAAAUAUUUUGCAUUCAUUUAUUCCACCUGUAAAAUAAGAAAAGUUCCAUUGAUCGUUUCCAGUUUUUUCCUUUUAUACCCACAAACUAUCAGCACAAUUUCUGGUUCAUAGUUUGUGGUUAAUAAAACGUUCAAUUGAA
This is a messenger RNA of Monodelphis domestica (gray short-tailed opossum), 2045 nucleotides long. RefSeq lists its product as uncharacterized. NCBI's taxonomy places the organism in Eukaryota, Metazoa, Chordata, Mammalia, Didelphimorphia, Didelphidae. The record is from RefSeq and is a predicted model, not a curated record.